AUGGCACAAGAGUACAAACUGAAGGGCGUUAGCUCGCUUGCUCUGCAACCAGGAGAGAAACAAGAGGUCGAAGUCGAGGGCCUCGACGCCAAAGUGCUCCUACUGAACGCAGGCGGGAAAGUCCAAGCACUCGGUCCCCGCUCUUGCUUUAACGCUAAGACUGGCGACGUCGAAGAUGCUCCCGCCCUCAACGCCCUCCCCGUGUUCAAAGCUACCGAGCGCGACGGCGCCGUCUACAUCACGGGCGACGCGGAAACGAUCAAACUGGGACAUCGCAAGCCAAACUUCAAAUGCUCAGUGUCCGGGUUAGACAAAGUUUUGGUUGUUGGCGGCGGAUCCGGAUCCUUGGGCGUUAUCGAGGGCCUGCGAGAGAAGGGCUAUCAGGGCGCCAUCACCCUGAUCUCCAACGAGGGCUACCUGCCCAUAGACCGUCCGAAACUCAGCAAAGCCCUCAUGACAGACUUGGCGAAGCUACAGUGGCGAGACGAAGGCUGGUUCAAGAGUGGGAGUGUGGAUAUUGUCAAUGACGAGGUGACCGGUGUAGAUUUCGCGACCAAGACUGUCAAGACCAAGUCGGGCGGCAAGUUUGCGUAUACCAAGCUUGUCCUGUCAACCGGCGGCACACCACGUCUACUCCCGCUUCAGGGUUUCAAGGUCUUGGGCAAUAUCUUUACCCUCCGAAAUGUGCACGACGCGAAGAAGAUCGUCGAGGCAAUCGGGGAUAAGGGCAAGAAGAUUGUCAUUAUCGGGUCUUCAUUCAUCGGCAUGGAGAUCGCAGUUGCGACGGCGAACGGCAACGACGUGACGGUGGUCGGCAUGGAGAAGGCGCCGCUGGAACGCGUACUCGGGGAGCGGGUGGGCAACAUCAUCAGGAAGGGUGUCGAGGCGAAAGGAGUCAAGUUUUACAUGUCGGCGGGCGUCGAGAAGGCUGAGCCGUCCACAUCCAACCCGUCCAAUGUCGGCUGCGUCUGCCUCAAAGAUGGGACAAAGCUCGAUGCUGACCUCGUCAUUCUCGGUGUCGGUGUCGCGCCCGCGACCGAGUACCUGAAAGACAACAGCGUGGUUCGGCUCGAACAAGACGGGAGCUUGAAAGUAGACGAGUCGUUUUCCGUCGUCGGUCUGAAGGACGUGUACGCCAUUGGCGAUAUCGCGACGCACCCCUACUGGGGUCCGGGCGGAGAGGGCAAGUUUGUGCGCAUCGAGCACUGGAACGUGGCACAGAACGCGGGCCGCACGGCGGCGAGUCACAUUGUGAACCCCAACAUCAAGCCGCAAUUCUACACGCCCGUGUUCUGGAGCGCUCUCGGAUCGCAGCUGCGCUACUGCGGAAACACGAUGGCCAGCGGAUGGGACGAUUUGGUACUGCAGGGCGAUCCUGACCAAGGCAAGUGGGUGGCGUACUAUGCCAAGGGCGAAACCGUCGUGGCCAUGGCAAGCAUGGGAAUGGAUCCGGCCAUGUCGCAAUGCGCGCAGCUUAUGUCCCUGGGGAGGAUGCCAAGCAAGUCGCAGCUGCAGGGCGGGCUGGAUCUCGCUUUUCUGUGUUUUCUCAUCCUUGCCACCUACCGCAUGUUUUUCCAUCCCUUGGCCCGAAUUCCAGGUCCAAAACUCGCAAUCUUCUCCAAUGUUUGGCAGGCAAUUCACGUCCGUAAUGGACUUGCACGAGAGCUAGCCAAGUCACUCCACAAGAAGUAUGGGCCUGUUGUUCGCAUAGGGCCAAACGAAGUUUGGUUCGACUCUAUAGAUGCCUUCAAGACGAUAUACAAUGCGAGCAACGGCUACGAAAAAUCGGAGUUCUACUUGGCUACUGCAUUGACCAAGCCAUCGAUAGACUGGCGCCUCAAUGUCCGAUUCCCGGACACGUUGGAUUUGCUAUCCGAAUUCGACAUGAAGCGGUACAGGCUCCAGAGAAGACUCAUGGGUCCACUGUACAUGACAGCCAACAUCAAGAAGUUCGAGCCAGCAGUUGACAGCGUCAUCAAGAGAGCGGUUAGCGAGCUUCAUGCGGUGGAUGGCGCCGAAGUAGAUCUCAAGGAAUGGAUGCACAUCAUUGCCGUCGAAUGUCUCGGAGCUGUUGUGCUAUCCUGGUCUCCGGGAUACAUCAAGAACAGGUCGGAUGGGGGCACAAGCACCCAGAGUUACCUUGGCUGGAAACGGAAGAGCGUCUUCGGUCUCUUCCCCGCGGUUACCACUCUCGCAUUCUUCUCCAAAUCCCUCAGUCGAGCUUUCUCAAACAUAUGGAACGUGACUUACAGGACACCCAAGAACUUCAAACCAUUCUUCACGCCUGUGUACCAAAAGACAUCCAAGAGGAUCACCAAUGCCAUCGGCAACAACCCCCGUGUUAAAGGCGAGAAUGAUGCACGACGGGACCUCCUCGCGGACUUGAUCCAACGUCAUAAGCAACGUCCCGAGUUUACAAAGACAUACCUACGUCGCCUUGCUAUCACAAACUUUGGCGCCGGUCACGAAACCCUUUGUGCAACUCUAACUUCGGUAUUGGCUAUGAUCGGCACUCACCCGGCAGUCCAUGCAACGGUCGCGGAGGAAACCCGCAAACUCCCAGGUGGUCAGAUAUCCUAUGACGAAGCUAUCUGUCUUCGAUAUGCCCAAGCCAGCAUCAAGGAGGCCCAAAGAUUGUACCCAGUGAUCGGCAUGUCGCUCUCCCGCAAAGUGCCUGCGGGCGGGGUGUCGCUGCAUGGCUACUAUUUCCCAGCCGGCACGGUUGUUGGAUGCAAUCCGGUUUCGCUGCAUCGGAACACUGAGAUCUUUGGCAGCGAUGCCAGCCAGUACAAUCCUGGCCGGUGGUUGGACGAGGAGAACCCGGGACGAGUUCGAGUGAUGGAGCGGAAUAACCUGAUAUGGGGCGGUGUUCCCAGGGCUUGUCCGGGUAGAUAUUUGGCGGAGCUGAUCGUGUUCAAGGUUGUGCCUGCAUUGCUGCGGGAGUUUGAUAUCGAGAUCACCAACUUCCCGCCAGAGGAGGAGAUGCCGCAUUACUUUAUGUCUAUGCUUACCGGUGUCAAGGUUAGAUUCCAGCCGGUUGGUGGCGGCGGAAAGGGGCAGGAAGGGGAUGGAUCACAGAGGUAUCAAAACAAUGGAAAACCUCGACAUCUCUCAUCAGUUGUGCUCGACAGUGGCUACCAUACACACAACCCAACGGCCAAGGACCUAUACAAUAUGUACUAG
This is a messenger RNA of Canariomyces notabilis, 3183 nucleotides long. Its product is annotated as cytochrome P450. The record is from RefSeq and is a predicted model, not a curated record. NCBI's taxonomy places the organism in Eukaryota, Fungi, Ascomycota, Sordariomycetes, Sordariales, Chaetomiaceae. Gene Ontology annotation, cellular component: cytoplasm. Gene Ontology annotation, molecular function: 2 iron, 2 sulfur cluster binding; monooxygenase activity; iron ion binding. The coding region runs from base 1 to 3183 and encodes 1060 amino acids. The transcript is spliced from 6 exons.